This is a messenger RNA of Euleptes europaea (tarantolino), 455 nucleotides long. It is a transcript of the gene NR2C2AP, whose product is annotated as nuclear receptor 2C2 associated protein. Bases 23 to 445 code for a protein of 140 amino acids. The record is from RefSeq and is a predicted model, not a curated record. Lineage: Eukaryota; Metazoa; Chordata; Lepidosauria; Squamata; Sphaerodactylidae. The transcript has 5 exons.
UCGCCGGGAUCCAGGUGCCCAAAUGGCUGCCUCUUCCGUGAUUUGCCCCAAGACUAUGAGCAGGGUGAGUUCAGUCCUCAAUCGAGAGGCGAAGCAGUUUGGAAAGAAACACAUGUUCGAUGGGAACGAGGAAACAUGCUGGAACUCUGACCAGGGCUCCACCCAGUGGCUGACAUUGGAGUUUCCACACACGGUCAAGGUCUCCCAAAUUCAAAUACAGUUCCAGGGGGGAUUUGCGAGUCGGAAAUGCACAUUGCAUGGCUGCCGCCAAGGAGAAGAACUUUCCCAGAUCACUGAAGUAUACCCAGAAGAUACAAACUCUCUCCAAAGCUUUUUUCUCUCCGAGGCGCUUUUGGAUAAACUGAAAAUCACCUUUGAGGACAGCACAGAUUUCUUUGGACGAAUCGUCAUCUACCGCCUGGAUGUUCUCGGGGGAAAGCUUUAAUGCAGAAAGA